AUGGAGGUGCCCCCAGACAAGUGGGGAAUCAUUAACUUGGCUGACACGGUGGAGGCUUUGAUGGGAAAGAAGGGGGACGAAACUUCGAAGCGCAUUUUUGAAGAUUCCAAAGCUGGCAUUGAGACACUCAUUCCAAUAUUGUUGACUGGUGAUGCGCCUGGGAUCCGCGUUCCUAAGCGUCCUGUUACAAACUGUUUUGGUGGCAAGCAUGUCUUCAAGGCUACUGUGAAGCAGAGGUAUCCUACUGAUCCGAUUUUGAGUGCUUUAAAGGGUUCUAUCAACUUUAGCCGGCAGUGGAAUAUGCGUCUGAUGUCAGCAUGCUUCGACAUGUCUUGUGCGGUUUCCAGCAACGAGGGACAUUCCUAUGCUACACCGCCGGCUAUGGAUGUGAUAGGGUCGGAAAUUGCAAUCGUGACUCCAGAACUGCCUCCUGGCCAGCAGACUACUGCUGCGGUUGUGACACCCGAUUCACAGGCAGUUGUAACGCCGGAAUCCCUGCCUCCAGGCCAGCGUCGGCAAGUGACCAUUGAUGAUGACAGUCACAUCUUCAUCGCGCCUAUCGAGGACGACUUCAGCGACGUCUCCAUCGACGAUGAUUAUUUUGACUGA
Seminavis robusta is the source of this 609-nucleotide messenger RNA. The record is from the annotation of a GenBank genome assembly. NCBI's taxonomy places the organism in Eukaryota, Bacillariophyta, Bacillariophyceae, Naviculales, Naviculaceae.